Molecule: messenger RNA, 4327 nt
Organism: Amblyraja radiata (thorny skate)
Lineage: Eukaryota; Metazoa; Chordata; Chondrichthyes; Rajiformes; Rajidae
Product: lysine-specific demethylase 4C
Exons: 22
Coding region: 123-3401 (1092 amino acids)
Biological process (GO): regulation of gene expression; chromatin remodeling
Cellular component (GO): nucleus; chromatin
Molecular function (GO): histone H3K9 demethylase activity; histone H3K36 demethylase activity
Source: RefSeq, a predicted model, not a curated record
GUCACUGUCACCGUCACCGUCACCGUCACCAGCUGGCGGCGGAGAGCGAGUGGAGCGAAGCUGCGGGCGAGUCCGUCGCGUCCCAGCCCCUCAGCGUAAAAGUCACACGUGCAUUUGUCAUCAUGGCCACCGAAGAAGCAGGGUCCCCAUCAAAUUCAUUGUGCAAAAUCAUGACCUUCCAUCCUACAAUGGAAGAAUUUAAGAAUUUUUCUAAGUAUGUUGCAUACAUGGAGUCUCAGGGUGCGCACAGAGCUGGCCUUGCGAAGGUGAUUCCUCCAAAGGAUUGGAAACCAAGAAGAAAUUACGACAACAUUGAUGACUUGGUAAUUCCUACUCCCAUUCAACAAAUGGUUACUGGACAGUCUGGUCUUUUUACCCAGUAUAACAUACAGAAAAAACCGUUGAAAGUAAAGGAAUUCCGAAAUCUGGCCAAUAAUGAUACCAGAUAUUGUACUCCGCGAUACCUUGAUUAUGAAGACCUUGAACGCAAAUACUGGAAAAAUUUGACCUUUGUAGCACCGAUCUAUGGAGCAGAUGUCAGUGGCAGCCUCUAUGAUGAGGAUGUCGGUGAAUGGAAUAUCAGUCGUUUGAAUACAAUCUUGGAUGUGGUGGCAGAAGAAAGUGGGAUAGCUAUUGAAGGCGUGAACACACCAUAUUUGUACUUUGGAAUGUGGAAAACUACUUUUGCUUGGCACACGGAAGAUAUGGAUCUGUACAGCAUUAACUACCUACAUUUUGGAGAGCCAAAAUCAUGGUAUGCAGUGCCUCCAGAGCACGGGAAAAGGCUGGAACGUCUUGCACAAGGUUUCUUUCCAAGUAGUUCCCAAGGGUGUGAUGCUUUCCUACGUCACAAGAUGACCCUUAUAUCACCAUCGAUAUUAAAGAAGUAUGGGAUUCCUUUUAACAAGGUAACACAAGAAGCAGGACAAUUCAUGAUCACUUUUCCCUAUGGUUACCAUGCUGGCUUCAAUCAUGGAUUCAACUGUGCCGAGUCAACAAACUUUGCUACCAUUAGAUGGGUGGAUUAUGGAAAAAUUGCUAAACAAUGCUCUUGUCGGAAAGACAUGGUCAAGAUAUCUAUGGACAUCUUUAUAGAAAAAUUUCAGCCAAGUAGAUAUGCACUUUGGAAACAAGGAAAGGAUGUUCAAACCAUCGAUCACACAAAACCCACCCCUGAAUCAACUCCCGAACUGGAGAUUUGGCAGAAACAAAGAAAAGUAAUUCAAAGGAAAUCUGGAAUGCCCAUGAAAAGUCGUGUCUUCUGCAGUGUGUAUCGGUUCAGAACUCGAUCUAAAAAGAUAAAAUCUCUAGAAGAUGAAAAGAUAUUCAGUGAUCCUGUGGCCAAAGAAACAACUGCAGCUGAACCACUUACAGAUGGUAUCAAUAAUGAUGAAAACUCUAAUGGGGGAGUGAAGAAACGGGAGUCUAACCGUGUUGCAGUAAUGAGUCCUGAAGAAGAAAUAAUUAAGGGAAAGCAGCUGGAUCAGAAAAGAAUGGAUGAAGAGCAGUCAUCAGACAAUUACCAGACAACAUCAGAAUCCAAUUUUGUCAGCACCAAGUAUAGAAAUAAAGCUAAUGGAAAGAGAAAAUUGGAUGAUUGUUUUUCAUUGACACCAGUUGACAAAGAUGAUGCAUUUGACAUCUCUUCAGAAUACCUAGACAAUGCAGACCUUGACCUGAAAGUCAAAUUGGAGAGUAAGGAUCUGCAGAAAUCCACGUUGGUGAAUGCAAUCAUCAAAAAGGGACAAUUGUGUCAGAACACAUUUGAUGAUGUAGCUGCAGAAAUCCAACAGAACUGCUGGAAAGGACGUGAAAGUAGUGGAGUCUCCACAGAAGAGGAAACCAGUGAAGCUGAGAGUGGAGAAAAUGGCUUGGAGCCUGGAGAAGUACCAAGUUUUCCAGAGCAGUUCAUCGGAAGUGCCGGGAAAAAGAAAUCAGCCAAGUGUCGACGAUAUCCAUUAUGCAAACCACCAGCUAGAUCCCCUUCAACCCUCGUCAAACAAGAAUUGAUUAGUGAUGAAGAAUUGACUGAUCCAACAUUAAAUGAAGAAGAUAUAAAUGAAACACAGCCUUGGGCCAAACCUCUAAUCCAAUUGUGGCAGAGUAAACUGCACAAUUUCCAAGCAGAGAAGGAAUAUAACGAAGUCGUCUCGAAAAUGGAACCAUAUUGUGCGAUUUGCUCACUUUUCUUUCCUUAUAACCUGCCUGAUCAACCCAUGGAAAUAAGAUCUCAAAUCAACUCUGAUUCAGCUGAUGUAUCACCAUCCAAGCAACAUAACACUAAACCCCUUAUUCCAGAAAUGUGUUUUGCGUACAGUGAAGAAAGUAAUGAAUUUUACCCUACAAAUUCAUUUAUUAAUGAGGAUGGAACGAGUUUGCUGAUAUCCUGUGCAAAGUGCAGUCUACAAGUUCAUGCAAGUUGUUAUGGUGUUCCGCUUCAUGAGAUUCAUGAUGGUUGGACUUGUUCUCGUUGUAUAAUUGGCGCAUGGACUGCUGAUUGUUGCUUAUGCAAUUUGAGGGGUGGCGCACUAAAACAGACGACUGAUAAUAGGUGGGCUCACGUGAUGUGUGCUGUAGCGAUUCCAGAAGCAAGGUUUGUGAAUGUCGCCGACCGCAGUCCAGUGGAUGUUACCAGGAUAUCUUUGCAAAGGUUGAAGCUUAAAUGCGUUUUCUGCAGAAAAAGAGCUAAGAAGACUUUGGGUGCUUGUAUUCAGUGCUCUUAUGGACGUUGUCCAACAUCCUUCCACGUAACCUGUGCCCAUGCAGCAGGCAUCGUAAUGGAACCAGAUGACUGGCCAUACGUUGUCCUCAUCACAUGCUUCAGACACAAGACAAAUUCAAGUGUGAAAAACAAAACUCUAUUCCAAGACUUAGCAAUUGGACAAACACUCAUCUCAAAGCACAAGAAUGGAAGAUAUUACAGUUGUGGUGUCACCGGAAUUUCCUCUCAAACUUUCUAUGAGGUCAUAUUUGACGAUGGCUCGUUCAGUGACGAUCUGUAUCCAGAGGAUAUUGCUAGUAAAAAUUGCUUGGAGCUUGGUCCUCCAGCAGAGGGAGAAGUCGUCCAGGUGAGAUGGACUGAUGGACUACUCUACGGUGCCAAAUUUGUAUCAUCUAACAUCAUUUACAUGUACCAGGUUGAAUUCGAAGAUGGCUCCCAAUUUGUAGUAAAACGUGAAGAUGUCUAUCUGUUAAAUGAAGAACUGCCAAAACGGGUUAAAUCACGACUAUCUUCAGCUUCAGACAUGCGCUAUGAAGCAACAUUUUCCACCGAGAAGGUUCAGGCAAAGAAGCGACCGCGAGUCCUGAAUUACAAAUUCAUGAACGAGUACGUUGACGAUCCUGGUUAUCGCACUUUCUUGGGAAACUUCUUCCAGACCCAUUGCCGCCAAGGACAAUAAGAUCAUGCUGACAGCCAAAAGGAAAACUUUGAUCAGCACAUUCAAUAAGUUGCAAAUAAAUCUCUGACCUGCUUGGGUUACAAUUGUGUAAUACUCAGUCUGUGCAACAACAAAAAACGAGGAAUUCCUUGAGCUCCUCUGAAGAAUAAAGGGAUGAAGAAAUACCUGGAUAUUGCUUCUUGGAACAAGGACUCUCACCGAUGUGAAUGAAUAAUUUUUCAAGUGUCUCAGAAACGGGCUCUAAUUGGGAGCCUUUAAAAAAAUUUAACAUGCUUGUGUACUAAAAUAUUUUUAUAUGACUGCUACAGUUUUGGGUAGCAUUUGUUUUGCUGGUUUUUAACCUUGUGAUUUUGAGACUUUGACAGAAUCACUCCUCUUUUGCUUUUCUUCACGAUACUGUGCAAAAGAAAAAGAAACAAUCCAUUGCUACCUGAGAGCAGAUUUUUUAUAUUUAAUAAAAUAUAGAUGAGUUACAGAUAGUUUGCAAACAAGUACAUUUUCUGUUAUUUGGUACUCUUAUCAGUUACAAAGAUAAAGCAUUUAAAAAAUUGUCUCGGACACUUUUCUAUGCUGUAAAAUAAGAGUCCGACAACAUUUUUGAAAUUACCUAAUAAGAGUGUUUUAGCAAGAAGCCAUGCCUUACAUAAUCCUUUGUCUUUAGUUUUUUAGUGAGCAAUGUAAAGGGGGAAAAAAAAGAGUUGAUUCCUCCAUAAGGGAAAAAGAUGUAUACUUUAGGGGCUUUAUUGUAGCAACAAUGUGCGAGGUUUAAAUCAUUUUAAGUGCUCUCUUAAGAACAGCAACUCAUUGCUCUUGUAUUAUAGCUGUUUGGCGUUAUUGUUAUUUUAUGGUUAUUUAAUGUAAUUUCCCUCUUUAAAAACCCUAAAGUUUAUGAAUGGGCAGCUUUGAAUAAAACCACCAGCACCGAU